AGGAAGAAGAAAGGUGGGAGAGGACCCGGAUGCUCACCGGCUCGGGGUGACUGGCGGCCGGGUGCUGGGACGCGGGGGAAGCCGAGGGCCACCGUUGCAGUGCAGGGAGGAAGCCCGCCUGCGAGCUUUUUACACCAACGCCGCUUGGAGCCCUUUUUCUCUCAGAGCCGUCAUUCGUGAAAGGUUCUUGCUGUGCGCACCACAACUGCGCUCCUCUCCUCGGUGGCCUGUAUCUGUUCAGCUCAAUCCAGAGCCUGCCUAUUAAAAAAAAAAAAAAAAAAAGAGAAAUAUUUUGCAUGAAACUUCAAUAUUUGUAUGCGUGUUGAUGUGCUGAUUUCAUCCUCGCGAGUGUUAGGAGAAGCGUUCAUUCAGUCCUCAUGCGGAAAGACGGUAUGGACCUUGUGCAACUUCCUGAACCCAAGUCUGGUCAGACAAAGUGAAGAGUGAUAGGAAGAAGUGAAUUAGAGCUUUGGCUUAGGGAGAUGUAGAUAAUGCUUUCCUGAGGGAGUGACGAGAGGGCUUGGCUCAAGAAGCCGGCAGGAAGACUAAGGGAAGAGCCUAAAAGAAAAGACAGCUCAGAGAGAAUGUGUUGAAGACACAUUUCAAGUACGAAGAACUGAGGCCCAGAGAGGUCAACUUUGAAAUUUAUAAAACAUGGAGAAGACUCAAGAGAAAGCUGAAAGAAUUCUUCUAGAACCCUAUAGGUACUUACUCCAAUUACCAGGUAAACAGGUGAGAACCAAACUUUCACAGGCAUUUAAUCACUGGCUGAAAGUUCCAGAAGACAAACUACAGAUUAUCAUUGAAGUGACUGAAAUGUUGCAUAAUGCCAGCUUACUCAUAGAUGAUAUUGAAGACAGUUCAAAGCUCCGACGUGGCUUUCCAGUAGCACACAGCAUCUAUGGAAUCCCAUCCGUCAUUAACUCUGCCAAUUAUGUCUAUUUCCUUGGCCUAGAGAAAGUCUUAACACUUGAUCAUCCAGAUGCAGUGAAGCUUUUUACACGCCAGCUUUUGGAACUCCAUAGGGGACAAGGCCUAGAUAUUUACUGGAGGGACACCUACACUUGUCCCACUGAGGAAGAAUAUAAAGCCAUGGUGUUGCAGAAGACAGGUGGAUUGUUUGGAUUAGCAGUAGGUCUCAUGCAGCUGUUCUCUGAUUACAAAGAAGAUCUAAAGCCCCUGCUCGACACACUUGGGCUCUUUUUCCAGAUUAGAGAUGAUUAUGCUAAUCUACAUUCCAAAGAAUACAGUGAAAACAAAAGUUUCUGUGAAGACCUGACAGAAGGAAAGUUCUCAUUCCCCACUAUUCAUGCCAUUUGGUCAAGGCCAGAAAGCACCCAGGUACAAAACAUCCUGCGCCAGAGAACAGAAAAUAUAGACAUUAAAAAGUACUGUGUGCAGUACCUGGAGGACGUAGGUUCUUUUGAAUAUACCCGACAUACUCUCAGAGAGCUUGAAGCUAAAGCCUACAAACAAAUUGAGGCCUGUGGCGGGAACCCUGCACUAGUGGCUUUAAUCGAGCAUUUAAGUAAGAUGUUCACAGAAGAAAAUGAAUAAUGUUAGCCGUUCUUGAUUAGACUCGAUAGCUUAUUUCAGUUGAAAAUGAGGAGUGGCUUCUUCCUAUUUAUCUUUUUAAGUACUAGACUCCAAAAACUGAGUAAAUGAGGCUGAUGUGUA
Messenger RNA from Psammomys obesus (fat sand rat), 1677 nucleotides. RefSeq names its product geranylgeranyl diphosphate synthase 1 (gene Ggps1). The transcript is spliced from 4 exons. Lineage: Eukaryota; Metazoa; Chordata; Mammalia; Rodentia; Muridae. The coding region runs from base 655 to 1557 and encodes 300 amino acids. The record is from RefSeq and is a predicted model, not a curated record. Gene Ontology annotation, molecular function: prenyltransferase activity. Gene Ontology annotation, biological process: isoprenoid biosynthetic process.